AUGUCUCAAGAUGUAGAGAUAACAAAAAAGAAGACUCUAUCUUUGGGUAAAAAAUGGAGAGUUAAACGAUAAGGCUCUAUCUUGUCAGAUUCAUAAAGUACAUUUGAAGACAGUAGAAUCACAUUAUUAUUAUUUGAACAAUAUCGAAUUGUAGAGAUGACAAGAUUUUGUGUGAUAUUUGGUACUUAAAUAAUAGCAAUAAUGGAAGUAUGUAUGUUAUAUACAAAUAUAGUAUGAAUGUUCAUUCUCAGAUCAAUUUGUAAAAGAAUUAGAAAAGGAGACCUUAACAUUAUUAUACAUCAUAUUUUUGAUGACUGCUGCUGCAAGUACAUGCUUUCCCCUUGCUAUCGUCUAGUUUUACUCACUUUAAUUUCCUACCAAGUUCUCUUAACCUAUAAGAAGAAAGCUAUGGUAAUCACACCUUAAGCUAGUCUAUUGGAUUCAAAUUUGGUUUACAGUUUAGCAAUUGAAAUACUAUUGAUCUUACCAACUCCAACUCCAUUCACUUAAAUGAUUAGAAUAGAUUUCAAUCAACGAUACACAGGUUAACUAAGAUUUUACUACUUGAAUGAAAUAUUAACUUAUAUCCUAACUUUCAGAGUUAUUUUGCUUACAAAUAUUACACUUAAAUUUUCAUCCUUUUACAGUAGUCAAAUUGGCAGAUUGUGGUUCUAAUAUAUUUAUUCUAUUUUUAGUCGUCUCUAUUCUACUAAUUUUGAUACUCAUUUAGUAUUCAAAUUAUGUAUGAAAGAUCUACCUGGUUAUACAUUAAUGGGUUUAUUUGUGACAGGAAUGCUUCUCUUUGGUUACAGUUUAGAAAUAGCAGAGAGAGCUCUCUAAAGAAAUGAAACUCAACAUAGUGUUUAUAGUGUAAUGACAUCUAUGUGGGUUACUCUUACUACUAUUGCAACUGUUGGAUAUGGUGAAUUUUAUCCAACAACUGAUUUAGGUCGUAUAUCAAUGGCUAUUUGUGUAUUUUGGGGUGUAUCUUACACUUCCUUAUUUACAGCAAUGCUUGAUUCAAUGUUUGAAAGAAUGAAUUGUGAAGAGAUGGUAUGGGCAUUAUUGGAAAAGACUAGUGUUACUAAUGCUAUGAGAUAUUUGAGUUAAGAUUUGAUUGUAAGAAUUAAGUAGAUGAAGAUUAAAAAGUUAGAAAAUAAUAGUAUAAAUCUUAUUUAAGAUUCUAUCAAUGCUUUAAAAUAGAUGAAAAGAUAAUAUAGAAAUAUAGAUGGUGAGGAUUCAAUGUCAAAAGCUAAAAGAAAAUUUAAAGAUAUUAAUUUUAUGUUUCAAGAGUAUUAUUUAUUAUUAAAGGAAUUUAAACGUUUACAAUUGAUUAAUACAAUUAAUUAUCACUAUGUAUUUGAAUCACAUGCUAGUUGUAGUUAAAAACAAAAUUCUAAUCAUUUAUAGACAAAUUAAACAUAUGAUAAAUAAAGUAAGGAUGAUGCAAUUUUGUAAGAUUCUGAAGAAGAUGGAUCUGAUUUACUUGUGAUGGAAUUUCAUGUUUGA
Molecule: messenger RNA, 1509 nt
Organism: Paramecium pentaurelia
Lineage: Eukaryota; Ciliophora; Oligohymenophorea; Peniculida; Parameciidae
Source: the annotation of a GenBank genome assembly